AUGGCCCAGUCACUGGACUAUGUCAAGAUUUGCGAGAGCUGCCCGCCAGGAGAUGGCUGGGGCCCUUCAGUAACCACCGAAAUCACCCUGGACGGCGUUCCCUAUGCGCCCUUCUCCAAGGGAGACAAGCUGGGACGCAUGGCCGAUUGGACUGCUGAGGGCAAGGACCGAGAACGUGGUGGACGUCUGCAGUACAGCCGCCAAUACAGAGACCAGCAAGUUUAUGGCACCGGCCACGCUGUUGUUUUCAAUGCCCCUCCCGCCGAGGACGAGACCAGCUUUUCCGUCGUCAGCAACACCAGAGACUCGACCAAGUCAAGAUAUGGUCGUGGUGCCGUUUUCACCCGUGGCCGAGGCCAGCGCGGCGGCCGUGGUGAUACCCGCGGUGGACGAGGAGGCCAGUUCCAGCGUGCCCCCGGUGGCCGACAGGGCUAUGGCUACGAGCGCGGUGGACGAGGUGGUGCUGGUGCCCGUGGUGGACGUCGCUUCGGCUGGAAGGACUACGACAAGCCUGCUCGCAACCGUGAUGCCAGCAUCAACAUCAAGGCCGACUGGGAGCUUCUCGAGGAGAUCGACUUCAACCGCCUGGCCAAGCUCAACCUUGAUGCUGACGAUGGUGAGGACCUGGACGACUACGGUUUCCUUUACUACUACGACCGCUCCUACGACAAGCAGCCUGUCAAGGGUGCUGAGAGGAAACUCACGGCUAUUGACCGUGCCGCCUACAACGUCACCACCUCCUCUGACCCUGUCAUCCAAGAGUACGCCGAGAAGAACGAGGCUACCAUCUUCGCCACCGACAGCAUUCUCUCCAUGCUUAUGUGCUCUACUCGCUCUGUCUACCCCUGGGACAUUGUCAUCGUGCGCCAGGGCAACAAGAUCUUCCUUGACAAGCGUGACAACUCCAACCUGGAUAUGGUGACCGUCAACGAGAACGCCGCCGACGCUCCCCUGGAGGCUGCCGACGGUGGCAAGGACGUCAUCAACCAGCCCCCGGCCCUCGCCGAGGAGGCCACCUACAUCAACCACAACUUUGCCAACCAGGUCGUGACCGAGAACGACUCGACCAAGGUUCAGAUGGCCCACGCUAACCCCUUCCACGACGCCUCCGAUGACACCGAUCCUCCUGCCAGCAAGGCUUACAAGUACAGGAGAUUCGAUCUCUCCACCAACGAGGAGGAGCCUGUCUACCUGAUUGUCCGUACCGAGGUCGAUGCCGUCCAGAAGAACGCCAUCAGCGGCGAGGACCAGCUGGUCACCAUCAAGGCCCUCAACGAGUUCGACAGCCGUGCCCAGGGCAGCGGAGGUGCUCUCGACUGGCGGACGAAGCUCGUCGCCCAGCGUGGUGCCGUUGUUACUACCGAAAUGAAGAACAACAGCUGCAAGCUUGCCAGAUGGACCGUGCAGAGCAUCCUGUCCAAGUCUGACGUUAUGAAGCUCGGAUUCGUCUCCCGUGCCAGCCCCCGAACCAACGAUAAGCACGUUAUUCUCGGCGUUAUCGGCUGGAAGCCCCGCGACUUCGCCAACCAGAUGAACCUGUCCCUCUCCAACGGCUGGGGUAUCGUCCGCACCAUUGCCGACAUGUGCCUCAAGCGCGAGGAGGGCAAGUUCGUCCUGGUCAAGGACCCCAACAAGUCUAUCCUUAGACUGUACCAGGUCCCUGCCGGCAGCUUCGAUGAGGAGGAGGCCGAGGAAGAAGUCGAGGAGGCCGAGGAGGAGGCUGAGGAGUAA
Molecule: messenger RNA, 1731 nt
Organism: Trichoderma asperellum CBS 433.97
Lineage: Eukaryota; Fungi; Ascomycota; Sordariomycetes; Hypocreales; Hypocreaceae
Biological process (GO): translational initiation
Cellular component (GO): eukaryotic translation initiation factor 3 complex; cytoplasm
Molecular function (GO): translation initiation factor activity
Source: RefSeq, a predicted model, not a curated record